Molecule: messenger RNA, 674 nt
Organism: Anneissia japonica
Lineage: Eukaryota; Metazoa; Echinodermata; Crinoidea; Comatulida; Comatulidae
Exons: 2
Coding region: 135-563 (142 amino acids)
Source: RefSeq, a predicted model, not a curated record
AAAAUAGACACACAUCUCAAUACAUAAUAGUUCCAUUUUAAUUACAAAAAUGAAUUAUAUUAUAAUGAUACGGUACAUAUGAUUGAACGAUUGAGUCAACCAUGAUAUACGUAGUGUUUAUUUAAUUUAUUGAUAUGAAUGCAAAUGCACACGAGAAACAAAUAAUAGUCACGAAUACCGCUAGGCAAAUAUACUUAGGACGAUGUUACGUCGAUCUUAGAGUUAGCAUUUUAAGACUGGAUGAUGGAUGCAAUGCACACUGUUACAUAGUGCUGAAGGAAAAAAGGAUGCUGCGUACAUUAGGACUUAUGAUAGGCCUGCUUACUUUAGGAGCAGAGAGGGUUAAUUGCCAAGAAAAACCUUGUGCAAAAAGCGGAGAAAAUGGAGACAUCGAAGCUGAUGACAAUACAUAUUAUUGCAUGGCUACAGUUAAUAACCAACCUAGCCCUUACACACGAUGCUGCUGGACAGACCGACCUGUAAACAGUGCAGGCGUCUAUGACCCGAAUGGUAAAACAUAUUCAUGUUGUAAGGAAAAGGACGAGGCUAAAAAAGAAAUGUAGGUACCAUAAAAUAAUGCGUCCUCAGAUCAGUACAGCACUACUCUAUAUAGGCAACGCUCCAAACGGAAAUCUUUUUGCUAAGCGCCGUUUUAAAAUAAGAGCCGUUUGGCG